Molecule: messenger RNA, 1332 nt
Organism: Cyclocybe aegerita
Lineage: Eukaryota; Fungi; Basidiomycota; Agaricomycetes; Agaricales; Hemipholiotaceae
Source: the annotation of a GenBank genome assembly
AUGUCUCGACCUGGCAUUGAAAUUCCUUCUGUUCGGACCCCGAUGAGGACUCCGGGCCGCCUAACAGCUUUGCUUCUUCCCAACUCCAACUUCUUCCUCUACUCGCCGAUUUUGCAAAUGGCCACAGAUUUCUGGGAGAGCUCAUACUACAAAAGAUGGAUCGUCGACCGGGUGGUGUUAAAGCAUGCAAGAGAUGAAGACCUCCAGUACAUUGACCAUCCAGAACAUCUCGACUUUUUGGCCAUGUAUUUCGCCAAUUUGAUAACGAAACUCGGAAAGAAGCUUCAAUUUCGCCAGCGAGUAAUUGCAACGGCCACGGUGUUCUUCCGGCGGUUCUAUCUCAAGAACUCAUACUGCGAAACCGACCCAUUCACGGUGUUAGCCGCCUGCUGCUACCUAGCAGCGAAAGCCGAGGAGUCACCUGCACACAUCAAGACGGUUGUCGCAGAGUCGCGCACGGUGUUCAGUCAAGAGAGCUACAACACCAGAAGCUUCUCGCUAGACCAUGCGAAGAUCGCAGAGAUGGAAUUUUAUCUUAUUGACGACCUCGAAGGCGACCUGAUCAUUUUUCAUCCAUAUCGAACGCUGCUCUCACUAUGCAAGAAGGAGACACCCAACCAUACAUUGUCGUCGAGUGCAGAACAAGGGAGGGUACAUAAAAUGGAAACCAAGGAUAAAGAUUCUGGAGACGGCCGGCUAGAGUUGACACCAGCCGCCCUACAAACUGCUUGGUCGAUUAUCAACGAUACAUACAGGUCGCAAUUAUGCCUUCUUCAUCCACCUCACCUCAUCGCUGUUGCCGCCAUCUACCUCACCUUCAUUCUUCACCCGACAGGGCAGCCAGUUCCCACUCAGAAAUCCGACCAGGAUCAUGCAAAGGACGCCGAUCCAGAAGAGCCCACGGGGGCCAGCCAGCCUCGGCGAUCGUCUCGCCAGGCUAGCAAUACAUGCUCUCAGCGAGGAUUCCUGGAGGAGGACCAAGACCCAGUCGCUUUCCUUGCCCACCUGAACGUCUCCCUUCCGGCAGUGGCUUCCAUCGCUCAAGAUAUCAUCUCGUUGUAUGCGCUUUGGGACAGAUACAAGGAAGAUAUAUCUCCCGAAGCUUCGAAGCUUAACUGCGAGCUCGUCGACUCAUCCGGCACGACCAGCACAUGGGCAAAGGCAAGCGGUAACAGCAGCCUAGGUCAAGCCGUCGAUCAUGAUGCAGGUUACGUUACCCCUGCCAUCUUGUCGUCGGUGCUGCAGCGCAUCCGAGAGAGGAAGUGGGUGGACGCAACCCGUGGGUCUGUCGCAGUCAACAAAAGACUUCAACGGGCGCUGGCAGCUGGCUAG